Medicago truncatula (barrel medic) is the source of this 3265-nucleotide messenger RNA. RefSeq names its product nucleolar protein 14. The record is from RefSeq and is a predicted model, not a curated record. Gene Ontology annotation, biological process: maturation of SSU-rRNA. Gene Ontology annotation, cellular component: Noc4p-Nop14p complex; small-subunit processome; nucleolus. NCBI's taxonomy places the organism in Eukaryota, Viridiplantae, Streptophyta, Magnoliopsida, Fabales, Fabaceae. The transcript has 13 exons. Bases 110 to 2983 code for a protein of 957 amino acids.
UAUCUUUUGUUGAGAAAAACCCAAAUUCUUUCUUCUCUAGGUCGUGCACUUCUUCACCCGCCGCAACAUCCUGUCCACCACCCUCUGCCGCUCAAAACCAAACCCAACAAUGGCGAAAUCAUCAAAACGCAGCAUCGCCAACGGAACCAACACCUCCAACAAGAGCACCAGCAAGAAGAAGAAAAACAACAAGAUGGGUCCCGAAGCAGUAGCCAUGAAAGCAAAAGCUCAAAAAACGAACACCAAUCCAUUCGAGUCAAUCUGGUCACGUAGGAAAUUCGAAGUAAUGGGUCAGAAGCGUAAAGGAGAUACCAAACGAAUGGGGUUGGCUCGUUCUCUUGCUGUUGAGAAGAGGAAGAAGACGUUGCUUAAGGAGUAUGAGCAGAGUACUAAAUCGUCGGAGUUUAUUGAUAGACGAAUCGGUGAGAAUGAUGAAGGGCUUGAUGAUUUUGGUAAAGCUAUUUUGAGAUCGCAGCGGGAACGUCAGUUGAAUGUGAAAUCGAGUAAGAAAAGCAAGUAUCACUUGUCAGAAGAAGAUGAUGACGAGUUUGAAGGAAUUGAUGGUCUUGGAAGGGAUGACUUUGAAGAUGAGAUGCUUGGGGAAGAUGAUGAUGAAACUGAUGAUUUGGGUCGGCGUCAUAAUGCUCAUGGUAUGCAGAGUCCAGGGGAAGCUGCUGACAAUGGGGAAAAUAGACAUAAAACCAAGAAGGAAGUGAUGAACGAAGUUAUUGCAAAAAGCAAGUUUUACAAGGCUGAAAAAGCAAAAGAAAAGGAAAAAGAUGAAGACCUGCUGGAAGAAUUAGAUAAGGACUUCACUUCUCUGGCUCAUUCCGAGGCCUUGUUGGCUCUGACUGAACCACACAAGAUGAAAGCUUUGAAGGCUCUGGUGAACAGUAGUAUUUCAAAUGAAAAAAGUGAUAAAGAUAGCUUGUCUGCUAAACGGACAAUGAAUAAUUCUGUUCAGGAAAAGCCUGAUGAUUAUGACCAACUUGUCAGACAAAUGGGAUUUGAAAUGCGUGCUCGCCCUUCAGAUAGGCUGAAGACUAAGGAAGAGAUUGAUCAGGAGGAAAGAGAACAUCUAGAGGAGUUGGAGAAAAAACGGCAGAAGAGAAUGACCGCUGCUGAAGAUUCGAGUGAGGAAGACAAUGAAGAAUCAGAAAAGCCAUCAAAAGAGAAACCAAGAUCUCUCUCUGGUGAUGACCUUGGUGAUUCCUUCUCUGUCGAUGAAGAAACUAUGACUAAAAAGGGUUGGGUUGAUGAGAUUCUUGAGAGAAGAGACGAGGAGGAGGGUUCUUCUAGUGAAGAUGAUGAUGGUGAAGAUGAUGAUGAUUUGGAAAGGUCUGAAGAUUCUGAUGAAGAAUCAGAGGAUGAUCUUGAUGAAAACGAUAAGAAUACUACUUUGAAAGAUUGGGAACAGAGUGAUGAUGAUGAUAUCAGUGCAGGUUCAGAAGAUGAAGAUGAUAUCAGUGUUGGUUCAGAAGACGAAGAUGAGGACGAAGAAAGAGCUGCGGAAGAAGUUGAUAAGGUAAAAGGAUUGAAUGUUGGUAUUCAUAAAAAAGCAAAGAGAAAUGAUUCUGUUGAAAGUGUAAAGGGAAAUAAUGGUUCUUUAGAUACCAAGAAGAUAGUCGUUGGAGGGAAAAUGUCGAAAGAGUUAGAGAUUCCUUAUAUAAUUGAAGCUCCGAAGACCUUUGAAGAAUUAUGUUCACUAGUGGAUAAACGUUCAAAUUCUGACACUAUCUUAAUCAUCAAUCGGAUUCGGAAAAGCAAUCCAAUCACACUUGCUGCAGAAAAUCGAAAGAAAGUACAAGUAUUUUAUGGAGUAUUAUUGCAGUACUUUGCUGUUUUGGCAAAUAAGAAACCAUUGAACGUUGAAUUGAUUAACAUGCUGGUGAAACCAUUGAUAGAGAUGAGUACGGAAAUCCCAUACUUCGCUGCAAUAUGUGCUCGUCGCAGAAUAGAAAUCACUAGAAAGCAAUUUGUUGAGAGUAUAAAAAACGCAGAAAGUAGCAGUUGGCCUUCUUCAAAGACGAUGUGUCUCUUGCGAUUGUGGUCCAUGGUAUUUCCAUGUUCUGAUUUUAGACAUCCAGUUAUGACUCCUGUGAUACUAUUGAUGUGCGAAUAUCUGAUGCGUUGCCCAAUAACAUCUGGCCGUGAUAUUGCCGUUGGUUCUUUCUUAUGUUCUAUGCUUCUCUCUGUAUUUAAAGAGUCACGAAAGUUCUGUCCUGAACCAAUAGUAUUUAUUCAAACUUUGCUGCUAGCAACCACUGAAAGUAAACAUAUAUCAUGCGAAAAUUCUCAGUUAUAUCAUCUUAUGGAACUGAAAGAUCUCAAGCCACUAUUGCGCAUUAAUGAGGAAGUAGACAAGAUUAGCGCUUUGAAUUUCUUUAAGUUAAUAGACAUGCCUGAAGACUCUCCAUUCUUCACUACGGACAGUUUCAGGGCAAGUGUAUUAGUUACCGCUGUCGAAACCCUACAAGGAUAUAUCAAUGCCUAUGAUAACUUGAGUUCGUUUCCAGAAAUAUUUUUACCAAUUUUGAGAUUACUACUUGAGAUAGCCGAACAGAAAAAUAUGCCAAAUGCAUUACGGGAUAAAAUUAAAGAUGUGGCUGAGCUGAUUAAGUUGAAAGUGGAUGAACUUCAUACUUUGAGGCGACCACUUCAAAUGCGGAAACAAAAGCCAGUUCCAAUCAAAUUACUGAAUCCUAAGUUUGAGGAAAACUACGUUAAGGGUAGAGAUUAUGAUCCAGACCGUGUGCGAGCUGAAAGAAAAAAAUUGAAGAGAGAGGUAAGGCGUGAAGCUAAAGGGGCUGCUCGUGAAAUACGUAAAGACAACUACUUCUUGCUUGAUGUGAAGGAAAAAGAAAGGUCUUUAAUGGAGAAAGCAAGAGCUGAGAAGUAUGGAAGGACUAAAGCUUUCCUUCAAGAGCAAGAACAUGCUUUCAAAUCUGGACAACUAGGAAAAGGGAAGAAGAGAAGUAGAUAAAUUGAUAUGAAUUUAUGUUAAAAUUUGUCGGGGCUUUUCUUGCUAUUGUAAUAUUAAUCAAUUUUGUGCAAUCGUUUUUUGAAUACUAAUGUCGGUUAAAGAGACUAGGACAUAGGUUUUUCUAUCCCCACAUAUUAUUUUGAGUAAAACACAAAAUGGUCCAUGACUUUGUAAGUGACUAUCAAUUUAGUCCUUGAGAGAAAAAUGAACAUUUCAGUUUAGUUGUCGGCUAUGUAAAAUGUUUCUCAAAUUCAUCCAACUAUGAAUGUCUGUUUCUAAAUA